CUUCAUACAUUCGUGUUUCUGCUCUUUCAGGUUCAGUUCAGAAUCUACUUGAACUGUGUGACCUUCAGGUUAUUUCAACUUGAUACUCUUGAAGACUUGCGCUACUUGAGGCUCUAACAACUUUCCACCUUUUCCUCUUCCUAUUGCCCAUUGCUUUCAUAUUCACGUACUGACACCUCAAUCAGGACCCAACCGUCAAUCGGCGAUAUAAUCAUGAACUCCACGCUGGGAAACGGUCGUCAUCGCCGUCAAAUCUCCACACCAGUUGCGCCAUACCAGCCCGUGCCAGUCAUGAACAAUAUGCAACCCCGUCGGUCACAUCGUCGAGGCCAGACUGUGGACUACAGUUCCUUCAGUCAACAGCCCACUAUGGACCGACACAUGCCAAAGACGGUCUCGCAGCUGCGAGAUUAUUUUAACGAAAAAGCAGGUUUCUCAUAUCAACAAAGGGAUGUACAGCAGUAUCAAUCUUAUGCCCAGCAGCCCGAGCGGUCUUUCAUUCCACCAGGCAUGAACAUGCAGCAGCCGUAUCAAUAUCAACCUCACCAGUCGCUCGGGUCUGACUGCCAGGCUUUCAACCAAGAACAAUUGCAAGCGAUCCACACCACCACUGGCAGCCCUGCGCCCUCUUCUGUCGGUGCUCCGGCUUUGUCUCGAUCAGCCAGUGAAUGCUCUGAAAACACACCAUUGAAGCUUGCACUGCACCGUAUGCAGCAAGAGCAGUUCUCGAAUCAGCAACAACAACAAUUUAUUGGCAAUGCCGAUUGGGAAUUGUUUCCCCAGCGCAACAUGCCAAUGGUCCAAAACGAGCAGGUGACGGCCUAUGCCGGACCGAUGCACCCAGUCUCUGUUCAACCAAAGGCUCCAUCUGCGAAGAUUCUUUCCCAAAUGUCCACUGCUUACAACUCCCCCUUGACCCCCGAUUCUACCCCAUUGAAAAGAUCUAUUGAUUAUUCCAUGUACAGCAAUGACCCAACACCUUCCAAAUCCCAAAGUUUCUCAUUUCCCCAUACCCCUUCCACUGCUGAGAUGCAGAGAGCCCAGUCUUUGCAAGGAGCCCCCUAUGUCAAUUCUGUGCAGAUUAAGCAGCAAAUGCCCUCCCCUGUCAAUUCCCCGAUUAGCGCAUCAUUCACCGAAGUUGCCGAUAUGCCAUCCCCGGGUUCAUAUGAAAUGACGCCUCAAGAGUCAAAUGCCUCAUUCACAUCUUCCACUGGCAGAACCAAGAAGCGAGCCCCGUCUACUGUAUCCUCACCCAUCGAGCUAGCUGCUCACGAUGAUGACCUUGAUGCUCGAGUCAAGGCCUCAGUCCAGCAAACCGGUGUUUCGACCGACGAAAUUGCCAAGUUUAUCUCAGGCCCCGAUCCCAAAGAUGGAAAGUGGGUCUGUCUAUUUACAGGCUGCCUGUGCCGCUUUGGUCGCAAGGAGAACAUCAAGUCCCACGUCCAAACACACCUCGGAGACCGUCAAUUCAAGUGCGAUAUUUGCGAAAAGCACUUUGUGCGCGGACAUGAUCUCAAGCGCCAUCUCAAGACACACAGUGGCAAUAAGCCCUUCGCCUGUGCCUGUGGUGCCAGCUUUGCUAGACAGGAUGCCCUGACUCGUCACCGCCAGCGCGAUAUGUGUGUUGGAGGCUUCACCGGUGUGGUUCCAAAGACCACCAAGCGUGGCCGCCCCCCGAAGAAGAAGACCAGCCGCCCGGAUAUCGACACUCGCCAGGCCAAGUCCACUCGUACUCGUCAACGUGUUGCUGAAAAAUCCACAUCAAUCGCCUCAUCCCAGACCCACGCCACUCUGCAAGAUGCUCCCGUGUUCAACUCGCCCAACUAUGCCCCGUCCGCUGCCGUCUCAUCGUACACGCCGCCCACCUCCCCGGGAGACAGAUACCACACAAUUUCCUCGCCAUGCCAGACCUACAACUCCCUCGAUGCCCAGCUCGAGGAUGACAUGCUCCCCUUGUCACCACCCCAACUCGCUCACGCUAGAUAUGAGCAGGCAAUGGCCCAGUACGGAUCAAAUUUCGGUUCCCAGACAUACUCGCAGGAAUCCACGUACUCGCAGGAAUCUCUCUACAGUGACUCUGCUCUCUCGCCUCGGGAGAUGUCUUCCCCUCGCUCGGCGCCCGUCAGCUCGGAAAUCGAUAUCUUCAUGACGCAAGAUCCCUCCGAGGACUUGCGCGAGGAAUUCGGCCAUCUGGCUCACUCGGGUCUCCCUAGUUUCCCGAAUUAUCAGUUCGUGGAUACAACCGACUUCGCCUCUGUCUCGUCAUAUUAUCCCGAGAAGACCUUUUCUAGUCUUGCUCACCUGGAUGAUGACCUGACGGACCCAAUCGACUGCUUGUCCAGCGAGUUCCUGGUGGACCCUUGAACGGCUUUUGUUACCCCAAAAAAGGCUCGACAUAUACGGCGCGGCUUAUCAUUUUCUUCACGGCGAGACUUCUUUGCAACGAUACGGGACGACCUUGUACACUUUAAUGACCCACGACAAAAUCGGGCGUUUUGUUUCUCUGCACAUUUCGGGAUUUGAAACGACUUUGCGAAUAUGCGGGUGUUUCGGGCUAUUUGCUAUUUGCUUUUUGCUUCUUGCCUUUUUGCCCUUAUUGCCCUAUUUCCCCAUGUAUUCUCUUUUUUUGUUCCUUUUCUUUGUGUUUUCCAAUGAUUGUUUCAUUGUGCACGUCCUUUUGGCCUUAUCUCAUCUCUUUGAAGAUGUUCGAUAUAUGGCGGCGUGUCUAUUCCCGGUGUUUAUCCUUCUUUUUAUAUGUUCCCACUUUCAUGAUGCGAUAUGUAUUUGAUGUCUUUACCUUCAAUGGAUCUUUUCUCUACCUACCCUGUCAACAAAGGAUGGCUCACUCGAAGGAUUAUUUUCCUUUGAUGACAGACAUAAUUGCGGAUAGCCUGUACUCUACUAUUUCAAAC
Penicillium samsonianum is the source of this 2912-nucleotide messenger RNA. RefSeq names its product putative C2H2 transcription factor (Swi5) (gene ace2). Gene Ontology annotation, cellular component: nucleus. NCBI's taxonomy places the organism in Eukaryota, Fungi, Ascomycota, Eurotiomycetes, Eurotiales, Aspergillaceae. The coding region runs from base 214 to 2364 and encodes 716 amino acids. Gene Ontology annotation, molecular function: RNA polymerase II cis-regulatory region sequence-specific DNA binding; DNA-binding transcription factor activity, RNA polymerase II-specific. Gene Ontology annotation, biological process: regulation of transcription by RNA polymerase II. The record is from RefSeq and is a predicted model, not a curated record. The transcript is spliced from 2 exons.